Mizuhopecten yessoensis (Yesso scallop) is the source of this 1457-nucleotide messenger RNA. Its product is annotated as triple QxxK/R motif-containing protein-like. Bases 19 to 273 code for a protein of 84 amino acids. The transcript has 3 exons. Lineage: Eukaryota; Metazoa; Mollusca; Bivalvia; Pectinida; Pectinidae. The record is from RefSeq and is a predicted model, not a curated record. Gene Ontology annotation, cellular component: endoplasmic reticulum membrane.
ACAGACACAUCUAACACGAUGGGCAAGAAAGACACACAGGCCAACCGUGGAGCCCAAGUGGACAUGUACCGCAAACAAAUAGGUAAACAAGAUUACAAGAAGAGUAAGAAUGAAGUGAAGAAAAGCAAAGACCGGGCCGGCAAGAUCCAGUCUGCUAUGGGCAUCAAGGAUGUGGUGCUCUUGCUGACUGGGUUCCUGUUGGUAAUCGUAGCUGUAUAUGUGAUUCUGUAUGUGAGUCUGGACCAGGGCGGGACAGGACAAACAGAGGUUUAGACUGAUGUUAGAAACACAGCAUUGCAAUACUGGGCAUUACGAGUACUGUCUGACAGACAUUAUCAUGUGUAAUCCAUCUUGUCACAAAAAAAAAUGAUAACUUUAUUGAAUACAUGUACUGAACAUUCCAUUAAAUGAAUGUUUGAUCAGUGAAGAUCUGGAUCAUUGUUUGAUCAGUGAAGUUCUGGAUCAAUGAUGUGAAAUAUAUAGAAUCAUUUUCUAGCCAUGAUAUACCAUAGCCAAAACUUGAUUGUUCUCAUCUAAAAACUUUAGGUUUAUAGUUGAAAUUUCUUUAUGACAGUUUUGCAUUGCAAAUAUAUUAAAAUAUAUGUACAAGUACUAACUAAACAUCUAACAAUGAAAAAAAAACGGUUUCAAAAAGCCAAAUUUACAUUUUGAUAAAUGAAUUAAUGUAUAAGUAACAUUUUAAAGUUUAUGUAGAAAGUUCACUGAAGAGAAGUCAGACUAUUCAAAAAGCAAACCAUUGUAGAAUUAUGUUUGAUCAUAUAAUAAACAUAAUUGGUCACAUGACAUACCUAAUUGGUCACAUGCUAUUAGGAUACUAAUUGGUCACAUGGCAUUAAUUGGUAACACGAUAUAUACAGGGGCAUGUGUACACAUGAGAUGUGUAGGGCUUGCUACAUGUAUAAGUUAUCUCAACUCCAAAUCUGUCUCAGCAGAAGCUACCUGUAAUACAGGGAGUAUGAUUAGAAAUGCAUGGAUAAAAAACAGGUGUGCUAUCCAACUUGUACACACUUGUACCUUUUAUGCAACUGAGUAGAAGAAUCUGUAAAAGCUCGGUGAUCUUGUUUUCUUAUUUCUCUGAUAAUAUAUUUGUUAUAACUAAGUUUGCUUAUUGAAUACAACACGUGCUAAUAUAAACUAGCCAUGUACUGUAUGAUGAUAGAGUCGCUAUCACAUUACAGCUCAAUUUCAAUGCCAAAGGAAUUGUAAGAAUGCAGAAACACCAGUUAAUUGUACAUGUAUAAUGUAUCCCAUUUCAUCAGGGGUGUCUUUUGGCGACAUGGUCGUGUGACUGAUAACAUGACAGGAUUACAAAGAUAGUGUCGGACAAAUGUAAAAAGGGCAGUUAAAAAUGUCAUUUACCGAUUUUGACAUAUAUUAAGAUGCAAUUAUGUGAGGGGAAAAUUACAACAUUGGUUAAAAAGUGUUUGCAAGAAAUA